AUGCCACUCGCAAACGACUACAUACUGACCUUGUCAUGCCCCGACAAAUCAGUAACCGGCCUCCUAGCACAAAACAACCUCAACAUCGUAGACCUACAACAAUUCUCCGACCCAUCUUCCCAAAAGUUCUUCAUGAGAAUCCAUUUCGGCCCAGCAGACUCAACACAGCAACUCACAGACUCCUUCGCAACUCUCCAAAAAGACCUACAAUGCGGCCACUGGAACCUCAGACCAGUGGCUCAGAAACCCAGAGUUCUGAUCAUGGUCAGCAAGAUCGGGCAUUGUCUAAACGACCUCCUCUUCCGUGUAAAGACUGGCCAAUUACAGAUCGAAGUUCCAGUGAUAGUAUCCAACCACUCAGACUUCAAAGACCUCGCAGCAAGCUAUAACAUCCCCUUUCACCAUCUUCCCAUCACCAAAGACACGAAAUCACAACAAGAAGCACAGAUCUUAGAGCUGAUCAAGACCGAGAAAAUCGACCUCGUGGUUCUAGCGCGAUACAUGCAAGUCCUCUCCUCGACGUUAUGCACCGCCAUGUCUGGCAAAAUAAUCAAUAUCCACCACUCGUUCUUGCCGUCUUUCAAAGGUGCGAAGCCUUACCAUCAAGCUCAUGAAAGAGGCGUGAAGAUCAUUGGUGCCACGGCUCAUUUUGUUACCGCGGAUCUGGAUGAAGGGCCAAUUAUUGAGCAGAGGGUUGCAAGGGUAGAUCAUGGUAUGGGUCCGAAGGAGUUGGUGGAGGAAGGGAGUAAUGUGGAGAGUCAGGUGUUGGCCGCAGCUGUGAAGUGGUGGAGUGAGGAGAGGGUGUUGUUGAAUGAGGUUAAGACUGUGGUGUUUAAUUAG
This is a messenger RNA of Lithohypha guttulata, 840 nucleotides long. RefSeq lists its product as uncharacterized. Gene Ontology annotation, biological process: 'de novo' IMP biosynthetic process. The record is from RefSeq and is a predicted model, not a curated record. Bases 1 to 840 code for a protein of 279 amino acids. The transcript is spliced from 2 exons. Gene Ontology annotation, molecular function: formyltetrahydrofolate deformylase activity. Lineage: Eukaryota; Fungi; Ascomycota; Eurotiomycetes; Chaetothyriales; Trichomeriaceae.